AUAAAAGCCUAUAUUGUGUACAAAGCAAGUGAACGAUGGCAUUAUUUCGCUUUUCGGGAAUUGGUUUCGCAAUCAUAUGUUUAUUGAUUAUACAACUCAAUCAAGUGGACUGUCAUUCGUGGCAAAAGCCUGGCUGUCAUAAAGUCGGACACACACAGAGGAUAAGUAUUCCGGAUUGCGUUGAGUUUGACAUAACGACAAACGCCUGUCGAGGAUAUUGUGUCUCGUUUUCCAUCCCAUCCAAUGAAGCGACACUUAAAGUGAAUCCAAACCAAUUGAUUACAUCUGUCAGUCAGUGCUGUAAUAUUAUGGAGACAGAAGAUGUGAAGGUUCGUGUGAUGUGUUUGGAAGGACCGCGAGAUCUAGUCUUCAAGUCAGCGAAAAGCUGUUCCUGUUUUCACUGUAAGAAGAAUUGAGACAAAUGUUAACCAAAUUCUGUAUUCAUUUUACUCACAAAACACAAAAGAUCUCGUUUUUGGACAAAAAGCACACCAAUUUUUUUCGCUCUCA
Molecule: messenger RNA, 510 nt
Organism: Medioppia subpectinata
Lineage: Eukaryota; Metazoa; Arthropoda; Arachnida; Sarcoptiformes; Oppiidae
Source: the annotation of a GenBank genome assembly